GAAAUGAUGAAAAGAAGGUUUGAAAUCAAAUGUGAGCGAGUGGAGUAGUGUUAAUCCCGAAUUUUUAUUGUCCCGAAUAUAACUGUUAUCUGCAGAAAUAAACUAACGUUACUUACGGACCAGGAGCAACAACAAUAAGCGCAAUGUCCGCUCCACUCCCGCAAAAGGGUCUUGGUCCGGGUGUAUUACCUGUCAUGCCCCACCAGCAGCAGACGCAGCCCGGGAUGCCCCCACAAGGUGCCCUGCGGGAAAUCUCUCCCGUUUAUCUGUGCCGCAUCGGUCAGGAGACUGUCCAGGACAUCGUCACACGCACUAUGGAGAUCUUUCAGAUCGCACGGGCCACUCAGCUUCCCAAUGGUGUGACACAGAGCCAGCCCGCGUAUCAGGACCGCUUUGGGAAGCUGCAGGAGCAUCUGCGUCAGCUGACACUGCUCUUCCGCAAGCUGCGUCUGCUGUAUGAACGCUGUGUAGAAAUGACCCCUGACCUCCAGGAGUCUACAGCUGAGCUGGUUCCUUAUGUGGGGGAAGAGACGACAGCUGUGAGAGUGGAGCCGUGCAGCCCAGCUGUUAUUCAGGAGAGACAGGAGGUUCUAGAGAAAGUGAGGCAGAAGAACCAGGAAAUGAAGGUGCUAAUGGACCAGAUGAGGAACCUCCUGUGGGAUGUCAAUGCCAUGCUCACCAUGCGAAAAUGACAGCAGUACGCUUUGUAGUAAACAUCUGACCAUCCUCCGUCAGCCCUCAUCUACGGUCUCCUCAAUCUCACUUGUUCAGGUGCUUUCACACAGAUAGCAGUGUACAACAGACUGCUCGUGCAAAUGCCACAUAAUAUUUCAUCUUGACAAAUGAGAUCAGGCUUGGCAGCUCUUUGUGGUCCUGCCUCAUUUACAGUGUUAAAUCCCAAUGCUCUGAUUAAUAACUGCUUCAUCAAAGCACUGAAUUAGCAUCAGAAACAGGAAGUAAUGUAAAAGCCAUGCAGAUGAUGUAUGCUAGCCAUGCUGUUUGCAUGAUAAAUGAUCACUGCGGACUAAGCCUUGUAAAUAAUAGUGCCUACUAUGAUCUUUUGUACAUUCAUUGAACGGUGUGAUGUGUUUCACACUGUUGCUCCUCAGCAAAUAUGUUCUCAGGUAGAGUGUGUGUUCCCCUGAGCUCUGUAUUACACUCCUGAUAUCUGCCUUCUGGAGAAACGAUCAUCUGAAAAAACCCCCAGAAUGAAUUGCAGGAUGAUAGUUUUUGUAAACUAGACUUUUAUACAAAAAAAGAAAAAAGAAAAACAA
Messenger RNA from Carassius auratus (goldfish), 1274 nucleotides. RefSeq names its product mediator of RNA polymerase II transcription subunit 30-like. Bases 144 to 692 code for a protein of 182 amino acids. Lineage: Eukaryota; Metazoa; Chordata; Actinopteri; Cypriniformes; Cyprinidae. The transcript has 6 exons. Gene Ontology annotation, cellular component: mediator complex. Gene Ontology annotation, biological process: positive regulation of DNA-templated transcription. The record is from RefSeq and is a predicted model, not a curated record. Gene Ontology annotation, molecular function: transcription coregulator activity.